AUGCACUUGUCCAAGAACUUUUACUUCAAAAAAGGUGUUCAAAUCAGCAACAAAUUUGAGCAGGAGGAGCUGGAAGAAGAAGAAGAACGAAUCGCUUUUCUCCUCAAAAAAUGUCCCAACAUGAGACUCCUUCGCCAAAUUCAUGCCCACAUCCUCACUCGCUUCCUUCCCAUUUCCUCACUCUCUUUUGCUUUAUCCAAAAUAGCAGCUUUUUGCUCCCUUUCUCCUCUCGGCGACAUCUCAUAUGCUCGAACAGUUUUCUCUCGAAUCCCAUGCCCAAACAUAUUUUCUUGGAAUUCCAUGAUAAGGGGUUGUUCUCAAAUUGAAAACCCAUCAAAAGAGUCGAUUGUUUUAUUCAAAAAAUUGACUCAAAAAGGGUACCCGGGUCCGAAUACUUUUACUCUGGCUUUUGUUCUGAAGGCUUGUUCGGUUGUUAUGGCCUCAGAUGAAGGUAGACAGGUUCAUUCGCGUGUUUUUCGAUCUGGGUUUGGUUCAAGUUCUUUUGUUCAAAUGGGAUUGUUGAAUAUGUAUGUGAAAUUUGAGGAUGUUUGUUUUGCACAGUUGGUGUUUGAUGAAAUUACUGAGAGAGAUUUGGUUGCUUGGAGUGUGAUGAUUAGUGCUUAUUUGAGAGUUGGACUUGUUGAUGAGACUUUUGGGUUGUUUAGAGAAAUGCAAAUGGCGGGUGUUGUACCUGAUCAGGUAACAAUGGGGAGUGUAGUUAUGGCUUGUGCAUGGGCUGAUUCUUUGGACAUUGGUAAGUGGGUUCAUGCUUACAUAGAGAAGCAUAGGAUUGAAAUUGAUCUCGAGCUUGGAACUGCACUUGUUUAUAUGUAUGCAAGGUGUGGUUGUAUUGAAAAAGCAAAAGCAAUUUUCAACAAAUUGUCUGUAAAAGAUACUAAAGCUUGGAGUUCAAUGAUUGUGGGAUUAUCUAUUCAUGGGUUAUAUCAAGAAGCUUUAAAACACUUUGCUAUGAUGGAAGCAUCCAAGGUGAAGCCUGAUCAUUUAACAUUCACCAGCAUUCUAUCGGCAUGUGGUCACUGCGGGUUGGUUUCAGAGGGUCGAAGAUUUUGGUCCCACAUGAUUGAAUCUGGAAUCAAACCAUCCACAGAGCAUUAUGGUUGUAUGGUUGACCUAUUGUGUCGAGCUGGCCUCGUAGAUGAAGCUUGUAGUCUUGUAAAAAACAUGAUCAUCUCGCCAAAUCCAGUAAUUUGGCGAAGCCUACUUGUUGGGUGUGAGAAGAAUAAAUUGCUAGUGAAAGGUGAACUCAUUGCUGAGUGUCUUCUCCAAUUAGAACCACGAAAUGCAGAUAACUACAUCCUCCUCUCGAGUUUGUACGCAUCAGUUUCGCAGUGGGAGAAGAUGCGCCUUGUUAGAAUAGAGAUGAAGGAGAAAAGAAUCAAACCCAUCCCUGCCUACAGUUCCAUAGAGAUAGGCGGUAUUGUUCACGAGUUCAAAAUUCGCGACUCAUCCCAUCCAGACGCCAAGGAAUUGAGAGAAAUUUUAGGAGACAUUUCUGUAAGAGUCUCUGAAACUGGAUACAAACCUAGUGUCACAGAGAUACUACGUAGAGUGGUUGACGAAGAGAAAGAGAAUGCUUUCGGCGAGCACAGUGAGAAGCUAGCAGUUGCUUAUGGAUUAUGGAAGACAAAAGCACCUGCUGUUAUUAGAAUAGUGAGUAAUCAUAGAAUUUGUGGCGAUUGCCAUGAAGUGAUGAAGAUUAUAAGCAAAAGUUUUGAGAGGGAAAUAAUUAUAAGAGAUAGAGUUAGAUUCCAUAAAUUUGUUGAUGGAUCUUGUACUUGUAAGGAUUACUGGUGAAAUAGAAAGGUAAAACAAAUUUUUGUCUCA
Molecule: messenger RNA, 1845 nt
Organism: Cannabis sativa
Lineage: Eukaryota; Viridiplantae; Streptophyta; Magnoliopsida; Rosales; Cannabaceae
Product: pentatricopeptide repeat-containing protein At5g48910
Exons: 3
Coding region: 1-1815 (604 amino acids)
Biological process (GO): RNA modification
Molecular function (GO): RNA binding; protein binding; zinc ion binding
Source: RefSeq, a predicted model, not a curated record